AUCACCCAAUGGCCUUCCAUACCCAACCAACAUUUGUACUGUUGGUUCAGUGCACAACACAGUGCCUCGCCUUAUCCACUGCAAAACGAUAAUGGCGCGGCACCAUUCGCUUGCCGCCAAUUUGCUCUUACCCUUGUCUAUGCCGACCUUCGAACCUUUAUCACCCGCCAUAACUCCCCAUCUCCCAUGUCGAAGUGGGGUUGUUUGUGCCAGCAGUCAAAAGCGCCUGAUCCCAAUUUCUCAUGUAUAUGAGAGGCACAGACGCUAUGAAGCUACUGGUUGUUUUUUCACUAGGAGAUUGUGGGAGCCGCCAUGGUUAACAUGUUUUAAUGUCACAUGCAGAUGGCUGUCUCAUAUCAUUUCCUUGUACUUGCUAUUCCUCAGUCUUGUUGCCAACGCCCAGGACUAUCCAGCUUCCUCUACUUACGCUUGUGAGGAUACUUCCUCUUACUAUUCCCACGUGAAGCAUUUAAGAGGUGAAGCACUCAAGAAAAAGUUAAAUAGCCUUGUUGCCCCACAUCAUUCCUUAUCCUACAAAGAGGUGUGGGAUGCCCUCAAGUUUCUUGAUGCUGCCAAUAUUGAUGAACCUGAUGCUUCAUCAGGAGUAGUUGAAAUAUACUCCUUGAGAGUUGUCCCAAAACGCUUAUCCGGAAAGCCACAGGGAUGGAAUAGAGAGCAUCUAUGGCCUCGUUCUUAUGGACUAACAAAUGGUCCUUCUUUAACGGAUCUACAUAACAUUCGCCCUGCUGAUGCAAAUGUCAAUGCAUCAAGGGGAAACAAGUAUUAUGGAGAAUGCGAGGCUAAAUCCUCCAAGUGUUUGAAGCCAGCGAACAAAGAAGCUGCUCUGGACACUGAAACAGACAGAGAAAGAUGGGCUCCACCGAGGCAGGUCAGAGGGGAUAUUGCAAGGGCAUUGAUGUACAUGGAAGUCUGUUAUGGAUUCCAACAAUCAGGAAGAAUUCCAGGUCUUCGCCUCUCAGAUGCCCCCAGUACAGAAAAGAAAGAGAUGGGACUUCUUUCAACAUUGUUAAAAUGGAAUGAGGUUGGUCCGCCUUCGAGAGAAGAGAGAUUAAGAAAUGAAAGAAUAUGCAAGUUUUAUCAGCAUAAUCGGAAUCCUUUUGUUGAUCACCCCGAGUACGCCAAGCUUAUAUGGAACCACCCUCUUUCAAGACGUCCUCCUAAUAGUAGCAAUAACAUGAGUGCCCCAACCAAAUAAGAGUCUGAAGAUGUCUGUCAAUCAUGAAACAAGAAAAUAUAUAUAUAUAUAUAUAUAUAGCAAACGUACAUUCAGGAGAAAUAGAAAAGAAAAGUGUUUAUAUCAAAAUUUAAAUUUCACCCUCUUUCACCUUCAUGUCAUUUUUCCUUAAUCCAGACAUAUGAGAUGCAGGGCUCUCUUGUAGACCCUUAUUUUUCCGUGGCAGAAGCCUGCAAGAAGGGAGUCUGAUCCAAAUUUCAAGUUCUUUAUGUGGAGACAUGUAAGCUGUUCCUCCCCCAUAAGUUUUUCAGAAUCUAUAAAAUCAAGCUAGAUGAUUAGUUGUCAUUUGUAACGUCAAAUGUUUAUAUGCAAUCAAAUAUAUGUGUGACCUUAGGGGUAGUGUGGAAGUGGAAGUGGGGAUGAAAGGUUACUUUGUUAGAGAUAAAAUGAAACACUUCAAAUAUAUAUAAUGGAUUUUAGAGGUA
Messenger RNA from Neltuma alba, 1680 nucleotides. RefSeq names its product extracellular ribonuclease-like. Gene Ontology annotation, molecular function: nuclease activity. Bases 92 to 1216 code for a protein of 374 amino acids. The transcript has 8 exons. Lineage: Eukaryota; Viridiplantae; Streptophyta; Magnoliopsida; Fabales; Fabaceae. The record is from RefSeq and is a predicted model, not a curated record.